AUGUCUUCCGCUGCGAGCCCUACCACCCCCACCCCCAUGGCCGGGAUGUCCCCGGAAAACAGCAUCAUGGUGAUGGCCAUCGUGGCCGGAAUUUGCCUCCUGGGCUAUAUCAUAGCCCAGCCAUUUGCCCAGCGCUACCGCGCAAGGGGAGACGCGCGCUUUACCCUCCCCAUCGCCAACUGGACCGGCAAUCGCGCCGAGACCGCGAGACUUUUGGGCCUGGAAAGCACCAGGCAAUGCGAGUACUAUAUUGUCGCUGUUACUGUGCUCCCGGCCCUAGACCUCUUCCUGCGCGAGGGCCACGUCGGCCCCUUCAAACGCCGGGCAUUUUGGCCGCGCUACCGUGAUCGCCUGCUCCUACGCUCCCCACCGGGGAUGAAGAACCUCCCCGCCAUUGACCUCGCCAACCUCCCCGCCGCGCCCCCGGCUGCUGCGCAGCCUCCUGCGCUGGCCCCAGGGACCGCUGGCCCAGCAGCACCACUCCCCGCUCUCCCCGCCGCCGCCGGCAGCAGCCUUCUUCAAAGGGCCACCGAGCCGGCGAACGUGCCCUUGGACCGCCAGAUGAAUCCAAACGAGGGCCCAUCAUCCAGCUAG
Aspergillus calidoustus is the source of this 594-nucleotide messenger RNA. Lineage: Eukaryota; Fungi; Ascomycota; Eurotiomycetes; Eurotiales; Aspergillaceae. The record is from the annotation of a GenBank genome assembly.